AAGACAAGACUGAAAAUAUGAACUAAACAGAUUUAGAAAAUGCCUCUCUCUGAACUGAUCGCAUCUUUGGGGAGUAAUCCUUAUUUUUCAGCUGGUUUCGGUCUAGUGGGGGUAGGAGCUGGACUUGCUGUAUUGAGAAAAGGAAGCUUGCACGCAUACACCUUAUUUCGUCGGUACGCCAUUAUCACCCUUGAAGUUCCAAGUAAUGACAAGAGUUAUCAGUGGGUCUUGCAAUGGAUUGCAGCUCAGGGCCAGCGAGCUCAGCAUCUUAGCGUUCAGACAACAUUCGUCCAACAAGAAACGGGAAAAGUGCAAACAAAUUUUGAUUUUUCGCCUAGUCCGGGGGUGCAUUUCUUCAGAUACAAGAAAAGCUUUGUGAGAGUGGAAAGAACUCGAGCUGAAAAAAUGGUAGACCUUUCAAGUGGGGCCCCUUGGGAAUCUGUAACUCUAACAUCGUUUGCCACAAAUAAGCAGCUGUUCUUUGAUAUUCUGAGUGAAGCAAGAAGCACGGCCCUUGCAAAGCAGGAGGGUAAAACUGUCAUGUACGUUGCAAGAGGGACAGAUUGGCAACCGUUCGGGUUUCCGCGACGAAAAAGACCUAUAGACUCUGUUAUUCUUGACGAUGGUGUAUCUGAGAGAAUCUUAGCUGAUGUUAGGGAUUUUAUUGCAUCCCCCAAGUGGUACAUGGACAGAGGUUUGAAAGUCUAAUCAAGUUUUAUAAAUUUUAUAUGCCAGUGUUUGUAGUUUUUUUUUUGUUACGGACUGCCAUCUACAAGUUCACCCUGCAGAUAUAAAGUUAUGUAGUAUCUGGACACUCAGCACCAGGUUUAAAUGACAAGAAAACACUUGUACAUAUGUACACAUCAGCCCUCGUGGGGCAUGUGUCUUGAAAGGGUGCAACAAAAAUGGUGUCCAAUAUUGUGUAAUUCCAGAAAAUAUCCAUACCCCUCCCCCACCCCCGAUGAUCUUUUAGAUAAGACCCCCACCCCAUCAGAAUUUCCAUUGCAGAGGGGUCUUAUAAAACCCCCCACUUCCCCUGGAAUUUUUUAUUUUCUUUUAGUGGCCUAAAUUUGCAGUAUUUGGAAAUUAUCUACUGUUUAAACGCUUAAACAUCACUGUUCAUGUCUUUAGAAAUACCUUUUAAGUAUUGUUGAAACAUUUUCUUUUUUUAAGGCAAUAUUUCUAAAGGACGUAUAGCACGCUCUGCUCUUUUGGUGAAUGUUCAAAACCAAAAUUACAGAGUAUUAAUUAAAUAGUAAAUUUUUUCAGUUGACAUACUGUCUGAGAUAUAACUGAACAUUUUUAUAUGGCUAGAGUGAGAAGCUGUUCGCCAUAAGGACUCACUUAUACGUCUCAGCUGUUUGCUUAAAUUUUAAGGUUUAAUAAAAUCAAGGAUGUGUUUUAUCUAUGAAACACUCUCUUGUAAAGAAAAUAAAGCAACUCAAACGAGCCGUAAUCUACUUCAAGGGUCUUCAACGUGAUAGCUGUUUGCUAUUUCAGUACUAUCCAUUUGAAUGCUUUUAAAAAUUUGUUCAAAGCAUUUGACCAACCAGUGGAAUGGUUUGAGUAUCAUUUGUUUGCAAACUAGUAACAUUUUUUAUUCAAAUGUUUGCAGCAAAUCUGUUUGUUUAAUUUAUGGUAGCAUCAGACAUCUGAUUCCUUACAAAUAAAAUUGUAUCCUCAACAGAUAUUUGCUAAUCUCUGAAAAUAUCGGUAGACUAAAAGUGCUACUAAAAUAAUGUACCAAACUUUAAAAUGUAGAAAAAAGUCUCAAAGGAACAUUCAAAAUGAAACCUGGAAAAAUAUUCCACUGUUUCACAUGUCAUCAUGUAUUGUCUGUUUUGUAAGUGAAACAUGAUCCUUUUUAUUUUUGAUUACAAUUUUUUAAUUUUUGAUUACAAGCAGGUGACCGAAAGUCUGCUCCCGAAAUUCACUACACGAAGAAAUGUCAGUGACCUUCUAAGGCAAAGAAGUUGUUUGGAAACAAUUCUGUGUUAUAAACAACAUGAUUUCUAGCUCUUCGUCAAGCUUUAAGUUUGGUGAUUAGAAUAGAUGAUGUAUUUCUAGAAAAUAAUGCACUUCCUUGCCUUCAUUGCUUAAUUUUUGCUUGCCUCCACAACAUAAUAUGUGUAAGUACAUGUUCGAUUAUUGCCAGUUUUGCAUGACCUCAAGUCUGAAAAAAUUAUUUCACGUGGACACCCCCUACCCUUCGGAGAUUUUGGCCUGUUUUAGUACACAUUGUAAAAACAAGCAAAAAAGCCUGGAUGUGAAGCCAGCAGCAGGAGUCUGUAAAUUUCAAAAUGCUUGGAAAGAAGGUUAACAACAGUGCAUUUGUACUGUUUGCAUGAAUAUGUUGUUAAUAUAUCCUGAUCUUGCUGACAAUAGAGGUUAUUUUGUUCAUUGGCUGUGAGUCUGGCAGACAUUUGAAAAAGCCCCCAAACCAAAGAUUCUAUAUAAUACCUUAUGUUUUUGUUUUAUUAUUAAUCAUAAUUUUUUUGCCACUGAUAGAAGUUAAAUAUAUAGGAAAAAGAUGAGGCAAGGGAGCUCAAGGAAGCCUUUAACGCUUGUGAAUAGGACCACCUUUUGGAAAUAUACGUCUUGAUAAAUGAAAUACUGACAUCAGGAAGACAAUUUAACUAAGCACAUACAAUUACUCUAGAAAAUACUUUACUUUCAUUAAAUAGGAUGAAAAUAGGUAUACCUUAUACUACCACUGCAUUGGUUUUGAAAUUAAGCUCAUAUCUCUUAGAAAAAUUAGAUUUACUCUGGACAAGUAAACCUUGAAUCAUUUGUCUAUUGGACAAAUGGAGUUUAUUUUACUUAUUUGUUAUUAUUACUAUUAUUAUUAUUGCUGUUAUUAUUUAUUUUUUUGCACCCUGACAAGUGUCUUAUUUUUAAUUUGAGCCAUAGACUCUCAGUGAGUGUGUUCGUUUUACACUCUAUAUUUCUUCCUGAAUGUACAUGUAUUGUGGGUUAGAGAUUUAAGUCUGUUAACUUGAUGUGGUUUUGUCAGCUACAUUUAAUCCCUAAUGAGGGACCAGCACUCAGUUUUUGCAUUUCAUUCCUGCACUCAAUACUUCACCUCAUUUUUGUUUUAAACUAGUCCCCUUUUAUUCUUCAAUCUCCUAACUCUGCUGAAUGUGCUAUUGCUAAACUUUCAUUCAGUGCUGUUUUUGUUUUUUUUUUUUUUAGGUAUACCAUACAGGAGAGGUUACCUUCUUUAUGGACCUCCAGGAUGUGGAAAAAGUAGCUUCAUGUAUGUCCAUUAUUCCAUUCCUACGUUCUUGCUCUGAUUAUUGCUUGAGCAUUUAAACCAAGUUUUACUUGUCUUUAAUGUGCAAGUUAAAAUUUAUACAAUAACACAGAAAGUUAUAUUUAUUUAUUUAUUGUUUUGGUGGUGGCAUGUUUUACACAGCUUUAGCUGAGAUUCCAGUGUGUUCCCCACUUGUACUGCAAGAUUUUGGGGUAUAUUCAGCUGUGAGUACUAAUCUGUCAUGAAAACGUUUUAAUUUUGUCACACCAUGGCCUGCGAAUACAGCCAUCUCUCUCCGCUCCUUUGACAUCACCAGGUUAAUGUCCCACUGGGGGAUGAGCAAGGAGAGAUAGCUGUGUAAGCAGAUUGAUUAGUGAUGGCACAGAAUUUAAAAGACAUAUACUGUUCCUUCAGUUCCUUUCCUUCUGUAAGAAAGCAAGAGAAUCCUGUUGUAGAAGUUACAUUAUACCCACUUUCUUAACCAAAAGCAUGGUUUGCUGUUGUUAUCUUCUAGUCAAGCAUUAGCUGGAGAACUGGAUUAUAGUAUUUGUGUGAUGAACUUAAGUGACCGCAGCCUGUCAGAUGACCGCCUCAUCCAUCUAAUGAGCUGUGCACCACAGCAGAGUAUAGUGCUGUUAGAGGAUAUUGAUGCAGCUUUUGUUAAGAGAACAGAUGAAAAGGAAGAGGGAAAGGCAUAUAGCUAUCCAAACAGGGUAAAUACAAAUUGAAGUAAAUGUAGAUUGCUGGUUUUGUUUAUUAAAGUUAAACAUUGUUUAAAUAUACGUAUUAAUUUGGCACCUUUUAAACUUACCUUAAAAGUGCAAUCUGUCUUGAAAUUAUAACCAAAAAAACAGCUUGUCAGUUUGUGGAUGGAUAUUAAGUUUAUUGUUUGUUUGUUUGUUUUUUUUUUGUAGUGGAAAUGAAAAUUGAAGGAGCUAUUUAAAAAAUCUUUUUGCUAUUUCUUUGAAACCCCCCAAAAAACACUUUGGAAUAGAAGAAAACCAUGAGAUAAAGCUCAGUUUUAUUUCAAAAUCUUCCUCUACUAUAAAUUAUAUCUCAACUAUGAAUACAUGUUUUUUUGGCUUUCAAUGACCAGUAUUUUUAGGAUAGCAACUUGAAAACGCUGGGCAAACUUUGUCAAGUUGCCAAAAAAAAAAAACGAUUUGGCUUUGCUAUCCGUUUAAUAGAAUCAUUUGAUAUUACUUCAUUUAGAGUUCCAAGGAUGAGAAAAGAUGACUGAGCAUACUUAGUUAGCAUCUCAUAGCUUUGACAAAAAAAUAUGUGGACCUCGCCAUGACCCUUGUUAUGCUUUCAGUCAAAGUGCAAUGAAAGUUUUCUAAUGGUAGAGAAAGUGUAAUGAGCAAAGGUAAAACCCUUUUUUGGGGGGGUUGGAAGAGGUGGGAUGGGAGAGUAGGGGUGUGAAUAACCCCCCUUGAAAGCACCUUUUCACGCGACAAAUUCAUGUUUCAGGUAACAUUCAGCGGUCUUCUAAACACAUUAGAUGGCGUGGCAUCUUCUGAAGAGCGCCUUGUUUUCAUGACAACCAAUCAUCUUGAAAGGCUCGACCCAGCCCUCAUACGGCCAGGCAGGGUAGACCUUAAACAGGAAAUUGGUCUCGCUUCUAAGAGCCAGCUUUACAAGAUGUAUAAGCGUUUCUAUCCUGACCAGACCUUCGCUCGUGCAGAGGAGUUUGCGGACAAAGUGAUGGGCCUGGGCCAGAGGAAAAGUAUUGCACAUAUACAGGGACAUUUUAUGCUGUUCAAAAAUGAUCCUUCGGGCGCCAUACAAAGUAUUGAGCUCCUACGAUAG
Messenger RNA from Porites lobata, 5062 nucleotides. The record is from the annotation of a GenBank genome assembly. NCBI's taxonomy places the organism in Eukaryota, Metazoa, Cnidaria, Anthozoa, Scleractinia, Poritidae.